Messenger RNA from Lasiodiplodia theobromae, 15171 nucleotides. RefSeq names its product AMP-dependent synthetase/ligase. Bases 1 to 15171 code for a protein of 5056 amino acids. Gene Ontology annotation, biological process: amino acid activation for nonribosomal peptide biosynthetic process; secondary metabolite biosynthetic process. Gene Ontology annotation, molecular function: phosphopantetheine binding; catalytic activity. The record is from RefSeq and is a predicted model, not a curated record. Lineage: Eukaryota; Fungi; Ascomycota; Dothideomycetes; Botryosphaeriales; Botryosphaeriaceae. The transcript has 15 exons. Gene Ontology annotation, cellular component: cytoplasm.
AUGGAUUUUGAAGCGCUUCCCAGAUCCCCUGCCCUUGAGUUGUUGAGCCGUUCUGAUUUUGAGCAGAUCCAAGAAUGGAAUUCGCGAGAGACGAAGCCUAUCAACAAAUGCGUGCACGACAUCCUCCAUGGCCAAGCUCUUCUCACGCCGGACCGCGUGGCUCUCUGCUCGUGGGACGGUGAAAUGAGUUACGGCGAGCUUGACCGCACCACCACGCAACUGGGCCAUUACCUAGUCCACAAGUAUGGCAUCCAGGUGGAGGAUGUCGUCUCUUUCACAUUCGAGAAGUCCAUCUGUGCCGUCGUGACCAUGAUCGCGGUCAUGAAGGCCGGUGGAAUUCUCAUGCCGCUCGACCCUCGCAUGCCCCAGCGCACCUGGCAUGAUAGGAUGCGCGAUUUUGGUGCAAAACUGGCAGUGAGCUCUGCGGGGUUAGCGAGCCGCAUUCAUGCCGAGUACUCCAAUCGACUGCUGGUCGUUGACCAUUCACUCUUGGAAAGCAUUCCGGAGUACUCGCUGGACGAGGCUUGCUCCGACGUGCGGCCAGAAAACGGCCUGCUAUUGACCUUUACCUCUGGCAGCACUGGAAAGCCCAAGGGAAUCCUCCAGGAGCACAAUGCCUUUGGCACAAGUUGCCGCGAUCACGGAGCUGCAAUGCUGAUCACCUCGGAAUCACGCACCUACCAAUUCUCCGGCUACAGCUUUGAUACCAGCCUCAGCGAUACCUUCUGCACCUUUUUGGUUGGCGGAUGUGUAUGCCUGCCCUCCGAUAAUGACCGACUCAACAACCUGGCCGGAUCCAUUACCGCACUCAAGGCCAACGUGGCCUGUCUGACACCGAGCGCUGCAGACUCGUUGUUUCCUGAAGAUGUCCCAACUCUCAAAGUCCUCUCGUUAGGAGGCGAGGCCCUCAACGAGAGAUUGGUCGAGAGAUGGGCUCCCGCCGUGAAGCUGUUGAACAUUUACGGUAUCACUGAAUGUAUUGUGUGGUGCACAUCCACGGAUCCUAUCAUCGUAGGAGCCAAUCCCAGCAAUAUUGGCCGUGCCGUGUGCGGGCGAACCUGGAUUGUGGACUCUUCCGACCACACGAAACUGGCCCCUGUCGGUGCUGUAGGAGAGUUGCUCGUCGAAGGUCCGAACAUGGCUCGGCACUACGUUCAGAACCCCGAGGCUACAGCGAAAGCCUUUGUGAAUCUGCCAGACUAUUUCGGCCAGGGAUCGAGGCGUUUCUACCGCACUGGAGACCUCGUCAAGUACGCAGCCGACGGUACUAUCGAUUACAUCGGACGUCGAGACACUCAGGUCAAACUUGCGGGCCAAAGAGUGGACUUGGCCCACAUCGAACAUUGCAUGCAGAAAUGUGUGCCGGGGACCGUUGAGGUCUGUGUCGUGCUUGCUGCUCAGCAGAGAGUACUUUCUGGGUUUGUUACCGAUAGGAGUCUGAAGCAGCCUUUGGUCAUCCCCGAGCUGAAGGCGCAGCUCGCAAAUAUCCUUCCUGCCUAUAUGGUUCCUGGCGCCAUCUUUUCUGUAUCAAGACUGCCAUCUACGCCAUCGGGCAAAAUCGACCGCGUACGUCUCAGCAAGAUGGCAUCUGAGCUCAUCACGGACUCUGCUGCGGAACGCCCAAGCCGUCCUUUGACUGAUGCUGAAACGCUCCUCCAAGGACUAUGGGCCACUGCUCUAGGCGUCAACCCUGAAGUAAUUCACCCGAACUCAAAUUUCUUGCAAUUUGGAGACUCUGUCUCGGCAAUGAAAUUAGCCAACAUUUCGAGGAAGGCUGGCAUGGUUCUCAGCGUGUCAGCAAUCUUCACCCAUCCCAUCCUCUCAGACAUGGCCGCAAAUUCCGCCGUAGAGCUUGCAGCUGAAGAGACGGUUGCCAAGUUUGGCCUCAUGAAGGGAGAGACUCUUCCUGAUGCAAUUUCAUCGGCAGGGUCGCAAUGUGGAAUUCGUCCUGAGGACAUCGAAGACAUCUAUCCCUGCACACCUUUGCAGGAGGGCCUCAUGGCUUUAUCAAUAAAGGAGCAGGGUGCCUACAUUGCCCGCCACGUUCUACGACUCACGGCAUCAACCGAUCUGGACAGAUUCAGAGCGGCCUGUGCACAAGUCGUUCAGGCCAACAGUAUCCUGAGAACCAGAUUCGUGCAAUUCAGCAACCAGAUCUUCCAGGCCGUUCUCAAGGAAGAGCCCGAAUGGAACGUCUCCGAGGCCCUUGAAACCUACCUUCUCGCCGAUUCGGAGAAACACGUGGGAUGCGGUGACCGUUUGAUCCGACUUGGACUCGUAUCUGAGGGAAGCUCCCGCUUCUUCGUGUUUACCGCACACCACUCAAUCUAUGAUGGCUGGUCCAUCCCGCUUAUCCUUGAUCAGAUCGGUCAGGCAUAUCAGGGCCAACUGGAACCACCGGUACUAGAAUUCAGAUCUUUCAUCGGCAAGCUGAUGGAGGCUGAUGAAGCCGCAUCGGCGACGUACUGGCGAGGACAGCUCCAGGACGCACAGCCAGUGACAUUUCCUCCACUGACACCUGCGAAUCGCCAACCCCACGCCGACAGCGUUAGGGAACAUACCUUUUCCCUGCCCGAGACACGUAAAUCCGAAAUAACAACAGCAACGUUCAUACGCGCAGCAUGGGCAAUCCUCAUCUCACAGCACUCUUUGACAGAUGACGUGAUCAUGGGUACGACGCUCUCCGGCCGGUCGCUUUCAAUGCCGGGAAUAGACGGACUCGUUGGACCUACCAUCACAACAGUACCAGUCAGAGUGCAGCUACUCCAAUCCCAAAUGGUGGAAAGCUUUCUCAAGCAGCUGCAGGAUCAAGCCACGGAGAUGAUACCGCACGAGCACUUUGGACUACGCCGCAUCCGCCGUCUUUCUCCCGAGGCCGAAGCCGCCUGUGGAUUCCAGAGUCUGCUCAUCCUGCAACCGCCGACGGACCCAGCACCUGAGAAUCUGUUCGAGAAAUCAGGGCUCGAGAUCGUCGAGAAUAUUCGGACGUUCGCUCUUGCCCUGCAGGUCAGAGUCGACGGUUCCGAGACACGUCUGACUGCCAACUUUGAUGAGGACUUGAUUGACGGGCGUUACGUCACCUGGAUGCUUUUCCAGAUGGAGAACAUUCUCAAGCAGCUUCACAGCAAUCCAUUUGCGCUGCUUCAGGAUAUCAAGGCCUUUGGGCAGCAUGACAGCGAGCAGAUCGGAAAGUGGCUCCCCGGUCCACCUGAGUUCAUCGACCGCUGCGUGCAUGAGAUAUUCAUGGACCGUGUCAAAGAGAUGCCCAACGAAUAUGCCACCGAGGCAUGGGAUGGGAAGAUGACCUACUCGGAACUGGACCAACUCUCCUCUCGACUCGCGCAAUAUCUUUCCGGGCAGGGCAUCAAGCCUGAACAUGCGGUACCCAUCCUCUUCGAGAAGUCGAUGUGGACGCAGGUGGCCUUGCUCGGUGCGAUCAAGGCCGGCGCCACCUUCGUUCUGCUGGAUCCCGACCAUCCAGUUGCACGCCUCCAAGUCAUCGUCGACGACGUGGAAGCAAAGCUGAUCCUCAGCUCCAUCCAACACACCCAAACGGCGCAGUCACUCGGCAUCCCCGUGCUGACCAUCAGCAAGCACAUGAUCGAAGAAAUCCCGCACAACGAAGGGCAGCCCGCAGUCUCAAUCUCCCCCCGCCAAGCCCUCUACAUCCACUUCUCCUCGGGCACGACGGGCAAACCCAAGGGCUCCAUCAUCGACCACUGCUCCUACGCGUCCUCGGCCAGCGCGACCUGCCGCGCCAUGCAGCUCUACCCCGGGCCGGAGUCAGCCAACCGCGUCCUCCACUUCGCAGCGCACAGCUACGACCAGUGCAUCGGCGAGAUGCUGGGCACCAUCAUGCACGGCGGCACGCUCUGCAUCCCGUCCGACUUCGAGCGCAACAACGACGUCAUCGGCUCCAUCAACAAGUACGCGUGCUCGCGCGCGACCUUCACGCCGUCGUUCGGCCGGCUCGUCUCGCCCGCGGACGUCCCGACGCUGCGGGUCGUGGUCGUGGGCGGCGAGGCCAUCGCGGAGCAGGACAUCGGGCACUGGAGCGACGGCGGCGUGCAGCUGUUCAACGCGUACGGGCCCAGCGAGACGACCGUGUCGAGCUGCGUCAAGGCGUGGCCGACGGUCAACAGCAGCACCGACUUCCGCAGCAUCGGGCACCCGAUCGACUCGGCGCACUACUACAUCGUCGAGCCGGGCAACCACCACCAGCUCACCCCUCUCGGCGGCCUGGGCGAGAUCGUCAUCGACAGCCCGACCGUGGCGCGGGGCUACCUGAAGGAGCCGGAGAAGUCCAAGGCUGCGUUCGUCGACCGUCCGGCUUGGUUAGUUGGUGAGGGAUUGCCGCCAGGGAGGAAGCUGUACAAGACGGGCGACAUGGCGCGGUACACGCCGGACGGCGAGUUCGUGUUCCUGGGCAGGCGCGACACGCAGGUGAAACUCCGCAGCCAGCGGCUCGAGCUGGCCGAGGUCGAGCACCACGUCUCGUCCCAACUGUCUCCCAUCGACGAGGUCGUCGCCGAGAUGAUCACCAUCGCGUCGUCCGCGAACCUCAUCCUCGCCGCCUUCAUCCGCGUCGGCCGCGGAUACCCCAACGGAGACCUCCUGGACGAGGAGGCGGGGGAGAAGGCCGAGUGGACGGCGCUGCAGAACCGCAUCGUCGCGCACCUGGGCAAGACGGUGCCGGCGUACAUGAUUCCGACGGCGUUCGUGCCCCUGCGCCGCGUGCCGCUGACCAACUCGCACAAGGUCGACCGCAAGCGCCUGCACGCGCUGGCCGCCGGCUUCACGGCCGAGCGGCUGGCGGCCUUCUCUCUCGCCCAGAACGGCCGGGCGCCGGAGACGGCAGCGGAGAAGGAGAUGUGUCAGCAGUGGGCGGCGGUGCUGGGCAUCGACGAGAAGGUCAUCAGCGCCGAGGACAACUUCUUCAGGCUCGGGGGAGAUUCCAUCGAUGCGAUGAAGCUGGUCGCGGCCGUCAGGGCGAGGGGCUUCGGGCUGACGAUGCGGACUGUGUUUCAGUAUCCAAGGCUGUCGGAUAUGUGCCUCACGCUCACUGAGAUCGCGGCUACGAAGCGGGAGGAGGACGACAGCCCGGCCCCCUUCUCGCUGGUGCCGGAAGACGCGGUCGUCGCGCUGCGGCAGGAAGCUACCGAGCAGUGCCGCGUCGGCGAUGACGCUGUCCAGGAUAUCUAUCCGGCGACGCCGCUUCAGGAGGGCUUGAUUGCCGUCUCGGCGAAGCAUCCUGGCAUGGAGAUGGCGCAGAUGAGCUUUCUGCUCGAUGAAGGUGUGAGCGUGGACCGCCUGAAGGGCGCGUGGGAGGCCAUCGCGCGCCGCAACGCCAUUCUCCGAACCAGAAUGAUCACUACCAAGUCGGGCGUCUAUCAGGUCGUGGUUGACGAGAUGAUCGACUGGGUCGAGGCCAAGGACAUGGCGGCGUACGCUCAGAAAGACCGCGAGGUGCCCAUGCUGCACGGCGACAAGCUUUGCCGCUUUGCCGUCAUCGAGGACGAGGCGAGCGGCCAAGCGCACUUGUGCAUUACCAUCCACCACGCCUUGUACGAUGGCUGGGCAUGGGGUAAGCUGUUGGAGCAGGUCGAGCAAGUCUAUGCUGGCGAAGCCGUCGCCAUCUCGCCCCCAUUCAACAAAUUCGUCCGGUUGCUCCAAGCGCAGGAUCCAGACACGCUUCAGGAUUUCUGGAAGUCUACACUGGCUGGCGUCUCGGCCGACAUAUUUCCCAAGCUGCCCACCGCCUUCUACACGCCCAAGGCUGAUGGUCUUUUGCAUCACACGGUCGAGGGAACUAAUGCCUCAAAUGUCACGGCAGCAAAUGUCGUACGAGCAGCAUGGGCUUUUGUCAUUUCGAGAUAUACCGAGAACAGCGACGUGGUCAUCGGCUCUACGGUGACAGGCCGCAAUGCGCCCAUCGAAGGGAUCCAGGAGAUGAUUGGCCCGGCCUUUGCAACGGUGCCACUGCGGGUCAAUGUCGACAUGGAACAGAGCGUUGACGAUUUCCUUCAGCUGGUCCAAAAUUGCGUAGGCUCCAUGGACGGUUUCGAGUACCUCGGCCUUCAAGGCAUCCGCAGCAUCAACGCCGACACGGAAACGGCGUGCAGCUUCCAGAACGUGCUGGUGGUGCAGCCCGAGGCCAGAGAUGAGCGCCCCGAUAGUGUUCUCAGACACCGUCAUGACUGGGAUGAGAUGGCGACGUUCAAUAACUACGGCAUCAUGCUCGAAUGUACUCCCUCACGUACUAACAUGGAACUCAAGUGCAGUUUCGACUCGGACCUUAUCAACAGUACGCAGAUGGGCCGUAUCAUGCACCAGUUUGCGCACGUACUCGGUCAGUUGCUCACAGGCGGCAAACAGAGGCUGAGAGAUGUCGACAUGGUCAGUCCCGAGGACUACCGUGAAAUUGCCAAGUGGAACAGCCACGUACCAGAAAUCAUCGAGCGCUGCAUCCACGACCGGAUUGAGGAGCGCGUAGCUCAACACCCGCACGUGGAGGCAGUGUGUGCGUGGGACGGCAGCUUCACAUACGAGGAAGUCAGCAAGCUGUCGUCACCCCUGGCAGCGCGCCUCUACGCCAUGGGCGCCAGGCCCAACACGAUCAUCCCGCUGUGCUUUGAAAAGUCCAAGUGGACGCUCAUCGCCAUGAUGGCCGUCAUGAAGAGCGGCGCUGCCUUUCUGCUCCUGGAUCCGGCGCACCACUCGGCAGAAAAACGAAUCGAGCUCGCCCAGGCCGUGGACGCAAAGAUAGCCAUCGCCAGCCCAGCCUUCAGCUCUUCCCUGACCGACCACAUCAAUGCCGUCAUCACCCUCUCCGAAAACCAUUUACCUGGUCUUCCCACAGAAACCAAGUUGCCAACGCACACCUACCACCAUGACAACACCCUCUGCGUCAUGUUCACCUCCGGCAGCACCGGCAAACCCAAAGCCAUCGUCCACAGCCACUCGGGCAUGUACUCCUCCUUCGAAGCCUUCGGCCCCUGCUGCGCCGUGACGUCCAACUCGCGCGUCUUCCAAUUCGCCGCCUACGCCUUCGACGCGUCCGUCGGCGACCACCUCGCGACGCUCAUGCACGGCGGCUGCAUCUGCAUCCCGUCCGAGGCCGACCGCAUCAACGACUUCGCCGGCGCCUUCGCCCGCCUCCGCGCCAACUACGCGCACCUGACGCCGUCCCUCGGCCGCAGCCUCGAUCCGGAGAAACUGCCCGGCAUGCGCACCGUCAUCAUGGGCGGCGAGCCGCUGAUGCGGACUGAAGUCGCCAAGUGGAGCGAGCGCGCGCAUUUGUUGUCGGCGUACGGGCCCGCAGAGUCGUCGCUGUGCGUCGCCGGCACGCUGCGCGCUGGCGUGCGGCUGCCGCCGAACCUGGGAUUGCCGGUCGGGUGCAGGACGUGGGUCGUCGAGGCGCACGACUACACGAAGCUCGCGCCGGUGGGGGUGACGGGGCAGCUGGUCAUCGAGGGCCCGGUCAACGCCGCCGGCGGGUAUCUGGGCGAUGAGGAGCGCACGAAGGCCGGGUUUAUCGCGCCGCAGUGCGUGUGGAUUCCGGAGGUUGCGUCGGAGGUCAACCAGCGCAUGUACCGCACGGGCGAUCUGGCAAGGUAUAGCGCGACGGCCGGCGAUGGGAGCGUCGAGUUCGUCGAGCGCCGCGAUACGCAGAUUAAGCUGCGGGGCCAGCGCAUCGAGUUGGCCGAGGUCGAGUUCUGCCUCAAGGAAGCCCUGGCCGGCGUUACGCAUCUCCUGCCGGACAUCGACGAGAGCGUCGUGGCGAAGAUCACGCCCGCGGAAUCCUCGUCGUUGCACCUCGCCGCCUUCAUCGCCAGCCCGACGCUAGCUGCCGCCGCGCCGGCGGAGCAGAGCAGGCUCCUGCACGCGCUGCUGGCGGCCAUCGCGGCGUACAUGGCGCCGCGCCUGCUGGCCUACAAGAUACCGACCGUUAUCGUUCCCGUGGCGCAGAUGCCGCGCACGCCGUCGCGCAAGGUCGACCGCAAGGAGCUGGGCAAGCUGGCCGCGGGGCUGACGGCGGCCGACGUUGCGGCGUUCACGCGCGAGCAGAGUCGUGCCGGCCGCAAGCCAGAAAGCGAAGCGGAGGAGAAGCUGUGUGCGUUGGUUGCCCGUAUCCUCGGGUUGCCGGAAGACCAAGUGUUUGCCGACGAUGCUUUUGCUCGGCUGGGCGGCGACUCGAUUCAGGCUAUGCGCCUCGUGGCGCUGGCGAGAGAGGAGGGUUUGGUGCUCAGCGUGGCACGGCUGUUCGCCGCCGAGAGCAUCGCUGAGCUGGCGGCGGAGCAGACGGCGCCGGCGGAUGAGAGGCUGGUCGUGCCUGCGAAGGUGCAGGGGCCCGUUCAGGCUCGCGAUGUUGGCGCGGCGUUGUUUGAGGUGGUGGCGCAGAAGUGUGGGGUUGAUGUCGGCAUGGUGCAGGACGUCAUGCCGUGCACUCCCAUGCAGGAAGGCCUCAUGUCGCUGACCCUCAGCAAGCCUGGCGCUUAUGUGGCCUUCAACACCUUCGCCCUGCCGCCUGAGACCGACAUUGACAAGUUCAAGAACGUGUGGGGUGUUGUCUUCUCGCGCAACGACAUUCUCCGCACGCGUAUUGUACAGGUCGACGGCGAGACGGUGCAGGUGGUCUUGCAGGACAGUAUCUGGUGGUCCUCAAGCCGCAAUCUGUCCGAGGCAUUGGAGAAGGAGAAGGCAACGCCGAUGGGUCUGGGCACUCCGUUGAACAGGUUCAGUAUCGUCACUUCAGACACUACCAACUACUUCAUCUGGACGGCCCACCACAGCACCUACGACGGCUGGUCCAUGAAGUUGCUUUUGGACCAGGUCGAGGUAUUGUACCAGGGCAGCUCCGCUCCCACCGGCCCCAGCUUCAAGCGCUUUGUGACGGAUCUCUCUAAUGGACAUGCCGAGUCGUCUGCCUACUGGACCAACACCUUUGAGCACUUCUCGGCCCAGACUUUCCCCGAACCUUCUUCAUCAGGACAAGCCCCUGAAGUGGCUUCUUUCAAAACGUCUCAGAUCCAGUUCAGCCGGAAGACGGGGUCGCGCAUCACCACUUCGACCCUCGUCCGAGCAGCGUGGGCAGUGUUGCUCCGGCAAUACUGCGAAGGGGACGAAGUCCUGUUCGGGACUGUGUCCUCUGGACGUUCGGGUUCUCUCCUGGGCAUCGAGGGCGUCGUAGGUCCCACACUGUGCACCCUCCCCGUUGUUGUCAAGGUGAACGGUGCGUCGACGGUGAGCCAGUACCUGGAAACUGUGCAGCGCGAUUGGCUAGGCUCGCUCCCCCACGAGCAUUUUGGCCUGCAAAACAUUGCCCAUCUCAGCUCAGCGAGCAAGGCCGCCUGCAAUUUCCAGAACCUGCUGGUCAUCCAGCCCAGGCAAAUGCGCGAGUCAGACGAGAGCGCAGUAAUGGGCAGGUGGCUCGAGUCGGACCAGCAUUCCGACUUCUUUUCCUACCCCCUUACCGUACAGUGCAGCCUUGACGAUGCACAUUGCGAGGUCCUUGCUGGUUACGACAGCCGUCUGCUCAACGAGGAGCACGUCGUGCACAUGCUGCAGCAGUUUGACAGCAUCCUUCAACAACUUUGCUUGGAAGACCAACUCCUGAAAGUGUCAGAACUCGACGUUCUUGGUCCACAGGGUCUCCAACAGAUCCUCCACUGGGAUGAGGAAAUCCGUCAGCAGCAGACUCCUCCUACUCCGGACAAUGAUGUCUGCAUCCACGACCGUAUAUCUCAGCUGGCAGCUUCACAGCCGGAACGACCGGCCGUCUGUGCAUGGGACGGCGAAUUUACUUACGCCCAACUAGAAUCUUACACCAGCGCAUUGGCAGACCAUCUCGUUUCCUUGGGCGUCCGGCCGGAAACCCUCGUCCCUUUCUGCAUGGAGAAAUCAGCCUGGGUCGUUGUCGCAAAACUCGCCAUCCUCCGAGCCGGCGGUGCCUUCGUCCCCAUGGACCCAUCGUACCCCCGCGAGUGGCAGCAGGGAGUUGUCGAACAGACGCAAGCCAAGCUCGUCCUCACAUGUCCCCAGACCACCGAGUCCUGCGCGCAGUUCGCCGAGCAGGUGAUCGAGGUGUCCCCGAAGCUGCUCGAAUCACUCCCGUUCUCCAACGCCACGUCUCCCCGAUCGGCACUCUCCGACGCCGCGUACGUGAUCUUCACCUCAGGCAGCACGGGCACGCCGAAAGGCGUCGUCAUGGAGCACGGCGCCCUGAGCCGCAGCGUCACCGACCACGGCCACACGUUACGCUUCAGGGCCGACUCGCGCGUGCUCAACUUCGCGUCGUACGUCUUCGACGUCUGCAUCGCCGAGAUGCUGACGACGCUGGCGCACGGCGGCUGCGUGUGCGUGCCGUCGGCUGCCGAACGCACGGGCAACAUCAUGGCCGCCAUGAACCGCAUGCGCGUGAACUGGGCCUUGUUCACGGCGUCGUUCGUGCGCACCCUGUCGCCGCAGAAACUACCUAUGCUCGAGACGGUCGUUGUUGGAGGGGAGCCGCUGGAUGCUGACAUCUUCCAGACGUGGGCCAGCGAGGUUUGCUUGAUUGAAGCGUACGGGCCGGCCGAGUGCUGCAUCUUCAGCACGAGCGCCGUGGGCGUCAGCAGAACAGAUGAUCCGGCCCUCAUCGGGAAGUCUAUCACGGGCAGCUGUUGGAUCGUUGAUCCCAAUGACUGCAACCGCCUGGCUGCGGUGGGGAGCACGGGAGAGCUACUCGUCGAGGCGCCCACGCUGGCCCGCGGCUACCUCAACGAUGCGGCUAAGACGGACGCAGCGUUUGUCGUCAAUCCAAAGUGGGCAAUGACUGAAAACGGACAGACUCGCCGCAUGUACAAGACGGGUGAUCUGGUCAAGUUCAACGCCGACGGCUCCAUGAACUUCGUGGGGCGGAAGGACACGCAGGUCAAGCUGCGCGGCCAACGCAUCGAGCUGACGUUGAUCGAGCACCACAUCAGGCAGGCGACGAGCCGCCUCCUCCACGUCGCCGUCGAGAAGAUCAAACUCAGCGGCGGCGUGCAGCUGCUGGCCGCCUUCCUGGACUUCGAAGAUGGGAAGCAACACCUCGAUCUAUCCGAGGAGCUCAAAGCACAAUUCGUCUCCCUCCAACAGCACCUGCAGACCCACAUCCCCCCUCACAUGGUGCCCUCCAUGUACGUCCCGCUCGCCGCCAUGCCGCUCUCCAUCCCGGGCAAGAUCGACCGCCGCGCGCUGCGCGAUCUGGCCGCCAGCCUCUCCCAGGAACAGUUGUCGCGCCUUUCGCUGACGGACGCCGAGAAGCGGGCACCGAGCACGCAGAGCGAGACGGACCUGCGCCGCCUGUGGGCCGAAGUGCUUCGGCUGCCCGUCGACACCAUCGGCGUCGACGACGGCUUCUUCCAGCUGGGCGGCGACUCGAUCGGCGCCAUGCGGCUGGCCACGCUGGCGCGCGAGCACGGCAUCGACAUCACGGUGCAGAAUAUUCUCCGCAACAACAAGCUGUGCGAAAUGGCCCGGACAGCCAAGCUGCUCGGGGGCGCGGAGAAUGAGGAAGAAGAUGAAGAAGAAGCGUGGAAGAAGCCGCCGGCGCCGUUCGCGCUGGUGGAUGCCCCGGAGCGCGUCUUCGCGCGGCUCGAGCAGCAGCACGGGAUCCCGCGCAGGGAGGUCGAGGAUGCGUACGCUUGUUCGCCGCUGCAGGAGGGGCUGCUGGCGCUGUCGGCGAAGAAUGGCGGCACGUAUACGGCGCAGAGCGUGUUCAGUCUGCAUCCGUUCCUGGACGUGCCGCGGUUCAAGAAGGCGUGGGAGGCGGUGGUGCAGAGGCAUUCUAUCCUGCGCACUGUGAUUGUCGAUGUCGAUGGGGUUCUCGAGGGGUACUGCAUUGUGGAGGCUGAAGACGACGAUUACUUUGUGUGGACGGUUCACCACGCCAUUUACGACGGCUGGUCCACGAAGCUGCUGCUUGAGGAGCUCGAGCAGCUGUACCACAACAAGCCUCUGUCACCGGUUGUCGCGCCAUUCUCGCAAGUUCAAGCCUACUUUUCUCAGCAGGACACGGCUGCAGCGGACAACUACUGGAAGAGCCGGUUGGCAGACAGCAGCGCGGCCACUUUCCCAGAGGUCAAGUCCGCCUGGGCAUUGAUCCUCAGGAGCUACACAGGCUCCGACUCGGUACUCUUCGGAGAAACCUUCAGCGGAAGAGACAUCCCAGUGCCCGGCAUCACCACCACGACGGGCCCGACCAUCGCGACCGUUCCGACGGUCGUGCACCUGGAUCCCAAGCAAACGCUGGACGCCUACCUCGCCGCCGUGCAGACGCAAACAAUCGACAUGGCGCCGUUCCAACACGUGGGACUACAGCGCAUCAAAGAGCUCGGUCCGACAGCCAAAGCGGCCUGCAACUUCCAGAACCUGCUUGUCAUCCAGCCAGCCGACAAGGACGGAGCCGACGAGCAGGCGCCAACCACCAAGCUCUGGAGCGCCGUCGACGACGACGACGCCGUGUCGGCCGGCGGCUUCCUCGACUACCCGCUGGUAGUCGAAUGCACCGUCACGUCGACGGGCGCGAGCAUCGCAGCGCGGUACGCGUCCGCCGUCUUCACCGCCGCCCACGUCGAGCGCCUGCUGCACCAAUUCUCGCACGUCCUGCAGCAGCUCUGCAGCUCCGGGCCCGCGACCACCACCACGCUGAACGACAUCGACCCCCUCAGCUCGCACGACAAGCGCUCCCUCGCGACGUGGAACUCGCGCGUCCCGGAGACGCUGCACACCACCGUCCACGACCUCAUCGCCCAGCAGACCGCCCUGCACCCGCACGCCACCGCCAUCGAGUCCUGGGACGCGACGCUCACGUACGCCGAGCUGGACGACGCGUCCGCCCGCCUGGCACAGCAGCUGCGUUCCCUCGGCGUCCGCCGCGGCGGCGCGCCAGUGGCCGUGCUGUUCGAGAAGAGCGCCUGGGUCGUCGUCGCCAUGCUGGCUGUCCUGCGGGCCGGCGGCGCGUACGUGCCGCUCGACGUCGGCUUCCCGGACGAGCGCAACGGGCUGAUCCGCGGGCGCGUCCACGAGACCGGGGUAAGGGACGACAACAACACCACUACCACCACCCCCUCCACCGCCGCCGCCGACGCCGACGCAGACGGUGCUACUCCGGACGACCCGGCCUUCAUAAUCUUCACAUCCGGCACGACCGGCCGCCCCAAGGGCAUCUUCGCCGGCUUCGUCUUCGACGUCAGCCUCUCCGAGAUAUGGGGCGCGCUGAGCGUCGGCGCGACGCUGGCCUGGGCGCCGAGGGUGGCGCUGAUGAAUGGGUACGGGCCGGCUGAGUGCGCGGUGCUCGGCGGGAAUCGGUUUUGGAUUGUUGAUCCGGCGGAUGUGGGAAGGUUGGUGCCGGUCGGGGCGGUGGGCGAGUUGGUGGUUGAGGGCGCGACGUUGGCGGAUGGGUAUUUGAAUGAUGAGGUGAGGACGAAGGCGGCGUUCAUCGAGCCGCCGAGGUGGAGGAGGGAGGAGAUGGUGGAUGUGCCGGGUUUGAUGCCGGCGAGGAUGUACAGGUCGGGAGAUCUGGCGAGUCAGGUUAAGAUCCAUGGCCAGCGCGCUGAGCUGGGCGAGAUCGAGACGCAUGUGGCUGCUGCGUUGCCCGAGGGUUGGGUUGCUGUGGCGGCUAUGUCGAAGCUGGGUGGUGAGCUGCGGCUCACGGCCUUUGUUGGUAAGAGGAAUGCUGGUGGCAGUGGAGUCAUGGAGUGGAUCUCUUUGGAGGAGAAUGAGGGGGCAAGGAGUACGGUACAAGAGCUGCGGAAGAAGCUGGAGACGGUAUUACCACCUUUCAUGGUGCCGACGGCGUACGUUGUUGUACGGAAUGUGGCUCUGACGCCUGGAGGAAAAGUCGACCGCCAGAAGCUGUAUGCACUUGGCCAACAGCUUUCGCUGGAGCAGUGCGUGUUGCCUGAGGAAGUCAAGGAGGAUGUUGGGCCGCUGUCGGACAUGGAAGAACGGCUGCGCGGUCUCUGGGCGAAGGUGCUCAAGCUCGACAAGGAAAGACUGGGUGCCGAGUCCAACUUCAUCCAGCUGGGAGGAGACUCCAUCUCAGCCAUGCGCCUUGCCCACGCCAGCCGUGCUCUCGGCCUAUCUCUCAGCGUGCGGCAAAUCUUCACGGCACCAGUGCUGGCAGACAUGGCCGCCGUCAUCACGGUUGAAGAGAGUUCGGAAAAGGAGCCAUCACACAAACCCUUCUCCACACUCGGCGACAUCCACAUCGACACCUUCCUGCAGGACGUCGUCUGCCCCGCCGUGGGCUCCACCAAAGACAACAUCGAAGACGUCCUGCCCGCCACCGACUACCAAGCCUGGACCCUCUCUCACAACCACCUGCGCUCGCGCGGCUACAACAACUACCUAACCUACCACAUCACCGGCGUCAUCGACGAGCAGCGCCUCGCCGCCGCAUGCCAAACCCUCGUCGCGCACCACGCCAUCCUCCGCACCGUCUUCGCCGUGCAAGGCCGCCAACUCUACCAGGUCGUCCUGAAGCGCCUUCCCACGCCCCUCCUCUCCCACCACCCCCACAACACCUCCCCCGCCUCCGCCAUCGCCGCCGACAUGCGCGCCCCGCUGACCCUCAGCACGCCGCGCACCGCCUUCCUCCUCUGCACGCAGCAGAGCAGCAGCCCGACAACCACACACUCGCUGACCAUCCGCCUCUCCCACGCCCAGUACGACGGGCUCUCCCUGCCCAUCCUCCUCGCCGACCUGCGCGCCGCGUACGCCGGCACCGCUUUGUCCCCCGCUUCCCCCUUCGCCGCCUUCAUCCACGCCUCCAUGCAGAACGACGAGGCGGCAGCAGAACAGCACUACCGCACCCUCCUCCACGGCGCGCGCAUGACGCCCAUCACGCGCGUGCUGCGCGUCGAUAGCGCGGCGCUGCAAGCUUCGGGCCUGACGUUCGCGGCGGCCGACGUCGUGUUUGGGAGCAUCGUGGCGGGGCGGAGUAGCGUGGCUGGUGGGGAUAAGGUGGUGGGACCGUGUAUGAACGUCGUGCCGGUGCGGCAGGUCGAGGGGUUGCCGUUUGAGACGCUCGGGUUCAGGCGGGUGUUUGAGAGUUUACGAGCUUUGAGGGGUUUGGGGAGGGGGAGGUGCGGAGUGGUGGGGAUUCCGAGUGGCGGUUGGAGAGCUUUGCGCCGCCUGGUGAUGUGA